Messenger RNA from Pocillopora meandrina, 5139 nucleotides. Lineage: Eukaryota; Metazoa; Cnidaria; Anthozoa; Scleractinia; Pocilloporidae. The record is from the annotation of a GenBank genome assembly.
GAGACGGGAUGCUUCGGUGGCGAUGCGCUCGAAGAUGUCGUUAACGAACGAGUUCAUGAUGCCCAUGGCUUUGCUGGAGAUACCAGUGUCAGGGUGAACUUGCUUCAACACUUUGUAGAUGUAGAUGGCAUAGCUUUCCCUUCUCUUUCCUCUCCUCUUCUUCUUUCCAUCGGCAAUAGCCUUCGCCUUUCCGGCUUUCUUCUCGCCCUUCUUUCCUGCAACUUUAGCUGGCAUCUUGUUAAAUAACGAAGAUUGAUGGUUGUGUGGCGUUGUUCGGUUUGUAUUUAUAUCGGAAUUGUGAAAGGAUAUAUUACCAUACGGAUCGAAAUUCUCGAUCAAUGAUUGGCUUAUUCUUAUACUGACCCCAGGGGUCAACUUGCAUGACAUUCUCUCUUUAUUCAAAUAUAUUACUAGGAUAUUAAAUUAUAUGAAACUUGCUACUGAUUGGUGCUUUUCGAUCCUUCCAGCAUAAUAAACGAAAUAUAAAUAUCAAAAGUGGUAAAAAGUUUACCAUUCACUCUUGCUGAAAGCACUCAAAGCAGUUCGUAUCGACAUGUCUGGUCGCGGUAAAGGUAAAGCUAAGGGCACCAAGUCCAAGAGCCGCUCAUCCCGAGCAGGGCUUCAAUUCCCAGUUGGUCGUAUCCAUCGUCUUCUCCGCAAAGGCAAUUACGCGGAGCGUGUUGGCGCUGGUGCUCCUGUGUAUUUGGCUGCUGUGCUCGAAUAUCUGAGCGCUGAAAUCCUCGAGUUGGCAGGUAACGCUGCGCGUGACAACAAAAAGACAAGAAUCAUUCCCCGUCACCUUCAGCUAGCUGUCCGUAAUGACGAGGAGUUGAACAAACUGCUCGCCGGGGUCACCAUCGCACAGGGAGGUGUUCUUCCCAACAUCCAGGCCGUACUUCUGCCUAAGAAGACUGAGAAGAAACCCAAGGCCUAAAUCAGCUUUAACACGUUUAAAAACGGCUCCUUUAGGAGCCACCAAAUAUUACAAAAGUCUUAACCAACUAAAUGCGAUCCAGUGAACAUGAAUAAAAAGAACAACCAAGUAACGAUUAACCUGAAUAUCACUUCAUAACCUUCCUCCCCAGUUUCUAGUUUGAUGCCAUAAAGGUAAAAAAUCUACGGUAUCUCGGGAAAUGAAUGUUGACAAACGACCAAAUGCACUAGCAAAAGCUUUCACGCACGAAAAUCUAGCUCCAUCGGAAAAUUUCUCGACCCAAAUGUGUGUAUUAACUUUCGCGCCAAAAUCGUUAGUCGUUACACUCUUGUUAUGUCGACGUCACUGGCGGUUAUUAAAAAAUUGCGCCUGAAUAUGAUGAUUUUGAUUUAUACAUUUGCUGCACGUUACACUUAUGCGAGAAACGAAACGAAACUCGGAAUGAAAAGAAAGCCGACAGUGAUCUCAUGCGGGUGACUAACAAGUGGGCCCAUUGAUUGCAACUAAAAAAAAUGGUACUAAUAAUUCAUAUGUAAAAAAACCAAUAAGAACAAAUAGAGAAGGCUUUCAAUCGUGUAUGCCAGGUGUAUUUUAUCUUUCCUAAGCGGGCUGUUUUUUUCUUGCGCCACUGAAACCCUACCAUGACGCGCGCAGAUAAUGCGAUCAUUUUCUUUUGUAAACAAGAAGUAUGAGCGAAGCAUAUAGAAUCUAGUGGACUGCAAAAAAGCACACACAUUUAUUGGUCAUGACUUUCCUUAUAUUUGGUGGCUCCUAAAAGAGCCGUUUUGUUGUUGUUAGUGGUGCCUGUCUAACCGCCAAAGCCGUAUAGAGUGCGGCCUUGUCUCUUCAGAGCGUACACAACAUCCAUGGCUGUGACAGUCUUUCGCUUGGCGUGCUCCGUGUAUGUCACAGCAUCACGGAUCACAUUCUCGAGGAAAACUUUUAGAACGCCACGAGUCUCCUCGUAGAUCAGGCCAGAAAUUCGCUUGACACCGCCACGGCGGGCAAGACGACGAAUGGCUGGUUUGGUAAUACCUUGGAUGUUAUCGCGAAGAAUCUUUCGGUGACGUUUGGCGCCCCCUUUUCCUAGACCUUUACCGCCUUUACCUCGACCAGACAUAUUGAUUAGUACUCGUGUGCAAGAGUUAUGGCAAGUGAGAGUGCGUUAUUACAUUUUAUGGGGAAAGAUAUGACCUCUCAGAAAGCAGUGUGGAAAUACAUGUUGCUAUUGGUUGAGGAAAAAUAUCUAAUCAUAAUUAUUAAUGCAGUAUUAACAUGUAUUAACAUGAAUCACACGGCAUUCUGCGCGCGCUAGUUUGACAGUUGGAAACAACUCUAUAUCUAGAAGUCAGUUGUGAACCACGCUAAGUAAAGGUUAAGCAUUCUAGUUAUCCUACAUGGAAAAUUUAAGGGGUGGAUAGUUCUCAAUUUAUGCUCAAACGACCUUUCAGUUAUUUCGGAUCAAAAUAUAAUCACAUAUCUGAGAAUUAAUUCACAGAUUUCGUACCUAACCAAUCAAAUCUCUUGAUUUCGAGCCAAUCAGAAACAAGCCCGCCAGGUAUAAAUCAAUUUCUCAGUUAAGUUUAUGUAUUAUCAUUUAUUCUGAGUCUUUGAACAAGAUGGCACGUACGAAACAAACUGCACGAAAAUCGACCGGUGGAAAAGCUCCACGUAAACAACUCGCCACAAAGGCAGCUCGUAAGAGCGCUCCUGCUACCGGUGGAGUCAAGAAACCUCAUCGUUACAGGCCUGGUACAGUAGCUCUUCGUGAGAUUCGUCGUUACCAGAAAUCCACCGAGUUGUUGAUCCGCAAGUUGCCCUUCCAGCGUCUUGUGCGAGAAAUCGCUCAAGAUUUCAAGACUGAUCUGCGUUUCCAGAGCUCGGCUGUGAUGGCUCUUCAAGAAGCUAGCGAAGCUUACCUCGUUGGUCUUUUUGAAGACACCAACUUGUGCGCCAUCCACGCCAAGCGUGUCACGAUCAUGCCCAAGGACAUUCAGCUGGCCCGCCGAAUCCGCGGAGAACGAGCAUAAUCGGACUCCGCUUCAAAUCACAAACGGCUCUUUUAGGAGCCACCACAUAAAUAAAAGCAAUGACCAAUCUAUGAGCCCCUGUUGACCUAACAAUAAAUUCUUAAAAUAUAAAAUGUGACACUAAAUAGAAGUUGAACCCAUUGAAAUUGUUACACCAUAUUUGCUCGGUGCGCGUCUUGGCGACAAUACAGACAUAUAAGUUAUGUCUGGCCUGUAUCCGUGCUUAGGAACACACCAUGUCUUCAUUUCUUAAGUAACCUAAAGAAACUAACCUUACCUUUUUUCAUUUACACUUCGCGCAUGUUAUUUUGGCGCUAAUAUUAUAUGAAUAUGCCGCGAUAACUGAUACAUUUUGCCAUCUUUUGGAUCUGUUUCUUACAUCCCGAUACUUGUUUUCUCACGCUUGACUUUCAUGCUGCAUGAAAUGUAAAAUUGCAAUGUAAACUACACUUACUUCUUUCGAAUUAGCACACCGCUUAUCAAGUCAAGUAUGAAAAGGCGGACGUCAUAGGUUUGUUAUUCUUGUUCGAAUUUAGAGGCCGGCCUUCCUUUGAAUACGCAUCAUUUUUUCAUACAAAAGCGAAAUUAAGGACCCUUUCCAUCCUGCUGUUACGUUAUGAUGUAACUAAACUUAAAUUUUCUUUUCUGGGGUAGUUGGUCUGACGGGAAUCCGGUACCUACUAAAUUGUGUCGGACAAAUUAUUCCUAUUCGAUCGAUAAUUAAAUAAACUGGAUAUUCGCAAAUAGUCUGCUGUUUCGCGUCCCUCUAAAUCGCACACCUCACCUCAGAGGAAGCCUACUGCAGUGUUUAGCAAAAAGAUUACAUUGCCAACUAUUUAUAAGUUUUUUUCGUGAAUGAAUUUGCCACAUUUUGAGAAUAUAUUCUCUCUAACUUAACUCCGCUCUUGGCAUGAAAAUCUGAUCAGAAGUCGACAACGCGCAACCGUCAACCGGUUCAUUCAAAACUGUCUUUUCAGUAAAGCAAGGCAAAUCCACCAAAAUAACCUCAGAGCGUUUUUCAAGCGCCCUUCGUUUUCAAACGAUUGCUUCAAUGUUACCCCAUCUCCAAGUCUUUUUCUUUGUUCGAGACAUUUAGCAUACCUCUUAUUAAGGUCACGUAUGAAAUGGCGGACGUUAUAGUUUUGUUCUUCUUGUUCAAGUUUAGAGGCUGCUCUGCCUUUGAAUAUGCAUCGAAAGGCUAUGUAUUUCAUACAAACAAAAAUUAAGGAAUCAAUCUUUCUGAUAAUUCUUAAAAUGCUGAUAAAAGGUGACUGAAACUGAAGUUCUUUGCGCAUUUUUCCAAAGUUCUUUCGUAGUCUUACCGCGUUGUAGACUUUUGAGCAUUAAAUGUCAUUCUUAAUUUGAGUAAUUUAAAGUAAAUUUUACAUCCACAUUUUAUGAGAGAACGUAGCUAAGUUCUCUAUAGUUAGAAAAGAUCUGAAGUAAUUGAAUAAGCCCGUUAUCGACCAAAAUGUCAAGCAAACUAACACAGUUUAGACGACGCCAUUUUGGUCUAACCCUGUUUCCUCAGUGGUCCGUACAUGAGGAAUAAUAUUUCUUUGCGCGCUCUAAGUAGUCAUUACUUGCCUUAGUUCCGAAGGUUUUACAGCACACAAUAUGUCCGAAGCAAAGUCACCAGCUAAGAAGAAGCCAGCUGCGCCCAAAAAGCCAGCCGAGCAUCCACCUUACGCAGACAUGAUCAAAGCUGCUAUCUUAGCGUUGAAAGAGCGAAAUGGUUCUUCCCGCCAAGCCAUCGAGAAGUACAUCAAAGCCAACUACAAGGUGGACGAGGUUGGCUCGCACUUGAAGAUGGCUUUGAAGAGGGGCGCCACAAGUGGAAAGUUUGUCCACACCAAGGGAGUCGGUGCUUCUGGUUCGUUUAAGUUAGCCAAGGAGGAAAAGAAGGAGAAGAAGCCAAAGAAAAAGCCAGCCGCAAAGAAGAAGCCUGCAGCCAAACCUAAGAAACCCGCCGCCAAGAAGACAGCAAAGAAACCAGCGGCGAAGAAGGCUGCAAAGAAACCCGCCGCUAAAAAGCCAGUAGCGAAGAAACCAGUGGCUAAAAAACCAGCGGCAAAGAAGCCUGCGGCUAAAAAACCAGCUGUAAAGAAGCCCGCAGCUAAAAAGCCCGCCAAGAAAGCAACGAAGAAAUCGCCAAAGAAGACCACCAAGAAAUAA